AUUGUGAAUUUUCAUUGAACUCUUUUGUUGUUACAGUUUAAGAUUACACAUCCGAAAUAUGCCGAUGUCUAUUUUCGUGAUUAUGCUGCUCUUUAUGGAGCACCUUUUUUGCAAAUUGUUAUUUUCGUUAUUAGGGUGAAAAUGUAUGGAGGUCCGUUUAUUAGGGGAUGACCCUUAAGACAAUAGUUUGGAUUUACUUUUAAAAUAUUAUAUUGUUCGGCAUACAUAUUUAUAUUUUCGUGGACAAGUUAUUUUUUUUAUUUUAAAUAGAAUAUAUUAUGGAGCUUUUGAAUUCGUCGGAACUUAUUAGACAUAUUUCAUAUAUAAUACCCUAUUCGUAAGUCUAUCUGCGUCGGUUUGCUCCCCCAUAUCUUAAUAUAAUGAAGGUUCCUGAUAAUUCUCAGAUUUUUAUCUUCCAUUCCCCCCGUGUGUCUCAAAACCUCCAUCCCCUUUUGAUGCUUAUUUUGUCGAAAGUUUUUUGAUAGUUGAUAAAACAAGCGAAAAUAUCACAGUUCGUAUCCCUGCAACAUCGAAAUAAUAGCGCAUCCCUUGUGCCCACACCCUUCAUAAAUCCAGACUGGGUGUUUCCUCGCAUAUUCUAUACAUUCUCCGAUGGAUGUUUUAACACCUUUAGCAUGUGAUUCAUAAGACUGAUAGUUUGAUAGUCACCACAUGUUUUAGCUUACUGUUUCUUUGAUAGUACUAUAAAUUCUGAGAUGGGCCAUUCUUUUGGGAUGUUCCCAGUGUUGUAGAUGUUAUUGAAUAUACGGAAUUUAACGGGUUUGUCAUCAAGAAGUUUAAAGAAUUCUGAAUGCAUUUCAUCUGGCCCUUUUCCUUCUUUUAAUAAUAAUGGCGGCUCUAAUUUCAUCUGCCAUGAUAGUAGUUCCAAAUUCCGAAUUUAUAGGGGGUGGGUGCCUCUUUCAUCAGAAAAUGAUUGUUGUAUGUCUGUUAUGUCUUCUCUACUUAAUAUGAGUGUUCCUUCAUCAUUUAGAAGCUACAGUUUUCUUAUUGAACCAUCCUGUAACUGCGCUCAUUCGCUUAUGCAUAUUGAACUCGUAUCUGUUUUGCAAAACUUGUAUGUCGCGACAAUUCUCAUCCAAUUCUUUUUGUUUGGCAACUCGAAUUUAUCUCUGUAUUUCUCUCUGAAUGUUUUUGUAUAUAGUGAGAUUGUUCUUCCGCUUUCGUCUUUCUUCCAUGAGUGUCAAAUUAUACCGGUUAUAGGUAAUUUGUACGUAUAAAGUAUUCAUUUUUUAUGAACGGGGAUCAACUUUUAAAAAUGAGAUGGAGCUGUCAAUAUUUUAUUAAUAUUAAAUAUGUAAAUAUUUCAAAUUAUUACAUUAUUUUAAAAAAUAUGCUCUUGUAUGUAGUUUUAGAAUUAUAGUGAGUGGAAUUUCUCAUCAAGGAAUCCAAUAUGAGUACCCUGAAGGCAAGAGAUUACUACUCCUCAGGCACACCUUAUUCGGGGUGUUUUUACAAAUUUUCAAUUAAUUUGUAAUACAAUUUUUACCAUCUACUUAUUUUACCAAAAUUAUCACGUUGCUAAACAUCACAAUGUUUAUUUUAUAUAUAAAUAUGUAUUUUUUAUUAUAUUUAUGUAUAUAUUUUUUAUACAAGAUUAUUUUUUUGGUGGAUUCAGUUUCUCACUGUCCAUGGAAAACUGAGCAACCUGUAUAGAUGCAAUAAGGGUUGCAUGUUAAUAAUGUCGGCUGCAAUGGACAUGUUCUUGAGCGCAACGGAUUCUCUGCCUUUCCCAGACGUGUUGGACAUUGAUAUCAAAUCUGAAAUCGAUACACUCGUGGGAGGACCUAGCGAUUUCUCAGGUUUCAACUUCAAUGAUCUACAGCCUCUCGAAUUUGAAGAUGUUCAUGAAAUAAAAUGGUUUAACUCUAACUCGAACCACUCGAAUCUGGAUUUUAGUGGAGAGGACGGUCCUACCAUGGUCAAUCCCAACGCCGUAAUGCCUAUUAUGUCUUUGGCGCAAAGCAUAAGGUCACCAUCUCCGUCAUUAAAAGAGAGCCACUUGACUUUCUCGCCUGCUGCCAUUAAAAUAACCUCCAUGAAAGCUGAAGCUUCAUCAGUCAAAAAAGACCUUUUGAACCGAUUAGAAGGGGUCGAAGACAAGAAACCCAUAAUCAAGACAAUCACUAAAGUAACCCCCAUUCUAGCUAAGCAACCUAUUAAAACGAUUACAACAAAAACUUCGACCCCCACAUUGGUAUUUAGAAAUGCAGUGAGGCAAGUCACCACACCGAUCUUGGCGCAGGUUAGCAACGUAGGUACUUUGAGAACCGUUGCCCCAACUGCCAAUAAGAAAUCCAUAAUCGCCAACUCUAAUAUUAUAUUUGACGACGAAGAACGAGCCUAUCCAAAACCGGCCUACAGCUACAGUUGCUUGAUAGCUAUGGCUUUGAAAAAUAGUAGAACUGGCAGUUUACCUGUAUCGGAAAUUUAUAAUUUCAUGUGCAAACAUUUCCCAUACUUUAAAACCGCACCCAACGGCUGGAAAAACUCCGUGAGGCAUAAUUUAUCUCUAAAUAAAUGCUUCGAGAAAAUUGAAAAGCCAGCAUUAAAUGGAGCGCAACGUAAGGGUUGUUUAUGGGCUAUGAACCCUGCAAAGAUUAGCAAAAUGGAUGAAGAAGUUCAGAAAUGGUCGCGAAAAGAUCCAAAUGCCAUUAGAAAAGCCAUGAUUAAUCCUCAUAAUUUAGAGGCACUGGAAAGAGGGGAACUGAAGUUCUCAUGUUCAUAUGAUGAAAGCGAACAUUUUGGCGACUCAUGUGGCAGUGCCGAAAGUGAGGAGGGAUCAGAUUCUGAACAAGAAGUUGAACAAGAGAUUGAUGUAAUGAAUACAACAGAAUAUCAGUACAUCCAAGUUGGGGAAGAAGAAAUAGAGGAUGUUGAGAUUACAGAAGCAACCAUUUACGAGGGAGAUAUUGAAGAUGACAAAGAGCUGCUGAGAGUAGAAAUGGCCCUGGCGCAGAAGGAACUGUUAGCAUAUGAAAGGACAAUAAAUAACAAAAGGAGAAGGACAUACAUUAUUCAGCAACACUAACGUCCUAAUGUAGCUAAUUCUAAAAUGGCAAACACGUGAUAGCGUGGUGUUAGUAGUGAUAACGCGCUGUUAGUAACAACGUGCGGCUCUAAAAGUUGUGCUAAGCUCGUAAAAGCCGCGAAUCCAUCAUUAGAAAAUGAAAAGCUGUGUAAGAUUGGUGAUACAUUUGUACAUAGUGUGUAAAUUUGAUUCCUGUAAUGUCGUUUAGGAUUAAUAUGUUUAUGUUCAUUAGGUUUUACUACUAAGACUGCCAGUUUCGGAUAAUUUGGUUUGUUAGUUUGGGCCGUGAGAGCGGAAAUAGAAUAUUGUUAGAUAUUUAUUUGAUCUGUUAUUUUACAGACUCCCUGAUAGAUAUUAUUUUUGAAGUUCCCUACUUAUUCUACUGAGUGUUGUGUUCUUCUCUGAUAGAUUCAAAUCGUGAGUACUUUUGCUUGAAAAUUGCGCUAUCUUUUAGUACACUUCAGUUAGAAAAUAAAUGUCACAAAGGCGAAAAAAAAUAUUUUCUAUUGUUCCUCAAUUUCAAGACUUGGGACCCAGAACAGAAAACUAUCAAACUAACCAAAACUAACCAAUUUUUGCUCUGCUUAUUCUUUUUUAAAAUUCAACUACAUUCCAGUAUUUAUAAUAAUUCUGCGUUACGUAAUAAUUUAUUGUUUUAAUUUUUGACAAGAUGGAGAAGUGCAAUGGAUCAUAAAAUUUAUUCAAAUACAUAAAAAUAAUUGUAUUGAGGUUUAACUUUAUGUAAUUGAAGGGUGUAAGUAAAUAUAAGUCUGAAAUUUGGCUCAAAUUAAUUAUUUUAGUUAUUUUCAGUGCUUUUGGCUUUUUGAUUAAACCACGAAACCAAGAUGUAUAAUCACUCACAGUUUAUUUGCUAUGUCAAUCUUUACAUCUCAUUUUUCUAAUGGCAAUCGCUCUUGCGGCCUAAACCUGAAAAAAGGCGAGUUUUGUGCUGAGUGACCGCAAACAGUAUUUGAAUGUUAAUGGGCGUAGGGCAAUUUAGUUCUGUCUUGACUAAAGUCUAAAAUUAUUAUUUUUAGCCUGUAGUCGAGGGCGAGGUCAUGUAUUCUUUUCUACUUGUCAAAUGUGGUGCCUUUUUCUCGAAUCUGAACAAAUUUUCAUUGUUUCCUCCGGGACCAGAAUACCGAUCGCUUUUUUUUGGUGUACAUACGCGCUUAAAGUGUGAUUACAUUAAAAUGGUUGCUAGAACUUUUUCAGUGCUGUUGUGUUACUUGUGUAGCAGCUCCAAAACUUUCCAACCAAUAAAAUAAAAAGCAAAAGGUCGACUGAUUGUUAUAAUGUUUUUUCAGUGAAUUACCAAGUCGUUUUAAUCCCAUUAUUAUAAAAUGGUGUCAGUUUGUGUCCGUGAAAGCCGCUUCUAUGAUGAGCCCCAAAUAAGCAAGGUUAGCGUAGUAUUGCAAAUUGUAUUGGUUUUAUUCCUCUACAAAAGAAUACUGACCUAUUAGUUAACGGCCUAGUACAAUUUGAAAUCGGCUUUGCAAGGUGUCCACGAAAAUAUGAGCAACGUUUGGCAUUUUCAUAAAUUUAAUUAUGGAGAUAAUAUGGGUAGCUAACAAAGUCAACUGGUCUUUAUUUAAUGAAUAUUAUAUAAUCAGAUUUUUUUAUUUUCCACCCUCAGGUUAUUUUAAAGGUUUGAAAAAAUAUUUUGGCUAGGUUGAACCUGGCUGUGAUAUUUUUUAUGAUAGAGAUUGUUUCGAAUGAGAAACUUGUUUGGAUUGAUUAAAAAAAAACAAUGCCGGUAAAAAUGUAGUAGUUUAUAAUAAUUUAUUGUUUACUGCACCUCGACAUUUUAAUUAAGCCUUUAUAAAGUGGGUGUUAAAAAUAUAGGUAACGUUUUAUACUUUUUUGCACUUUCGCAAACUAAAAUUGCUAAAUACAUUUUUAUUAUUUUAAUCAAGUUAAAUUUGAAUUUAUAAAAAAAAGGUUUUCAAUCCAUUUCUCCAUAACGAGGGCUGAAAAAAAAAUUAGGAACUAGCGAUGGUAUGUUUUGCAUUCUCCUUUUAAGAGUUUUUUCAGAAUCUCUUGGAAGGCAAAACCAAAUAAUUUAUUUAAAACUGUUUGGCUAUGAAUGAACUUUAGAAACCUUAGAAAUUUCCAAUUGAAGGCCUUUUGCAUUUUGUCCGCCCUUUUAUCGUCCUAACAAGAUGAUUUCGUAAUUUAUUUAUUUAAUAUUUCUCAGUUUCUAGCCGACUAUUUGGAGCACAUUGUAUUUAUGGCCGCAGCUGAUGCAGGAUUAGGAGCAUAUUCUGUAUCAGCUGCGACGAAAUCUAUCGAAGACACCACAUAGUGUUUGUAACAAUCUAGUGAACCUUUUUUUUUCACUUUUCUUUUAUUUUUUACUGUGUAAAUGUAAGGUCCAUGUACAAAUUGUUAGUUUUUAAGAUGAUUAUACUUAAUAAAUGCAAUUUGUGAUUUUUU
Molecule: messenger RNA, 5485 nt
Organism: Cylas formicarius (sweet potato weevil)
Lineage: Eukaryota; Metazoa; Arthropoda; Insecta; Coleoptera; Brentidae
Gene: jumu
Exons: 5
Coding region: 1691-3049 (452 amino acids)
Biological process (GO): regulation of transcription by RNA polymerase II
Molecular function (GO): DNA-binding transcription factor activity, RNA polymerase II-specific; transcription cis-regulatory region binding
Source: RefSeq, a predicted model, not a curated record